This is a messenger RNA of Oreochromis niloticus (Nile tilapia), 2057 nucleotides long. RefSeq lists its product as uncharacterized. The record is from RefSeq and is a predicted model, not a curated record. Gene Ontology annotation, biological process: signal transduction. Bases 325 to 1134 code for a protein of 269 amino acids. The transcript has a single exon. Lineage: Eukaryota; Metazoa; Chordata; Actinopteri; Cichliformes; Cichlidae.
CAGUUUGAUGUGUCUUCAUGACGAUUUGCCACCAAAUGUCCAAUGCUGACAAAUCUCAGGUGAAGAAUCAGUCCAGGUCCAGGUCUACUCUAAAACUGAAUCCCUUUAAUGUUGUGGUGAAAUGUUUAUGCAGAUCUAUCCCUGACAUUUUCAGUAAAUCUGGAAACAAUCAGACAAACUAAAGUUGCCACAUCUCCUCCUUAGCAGAGCUAAAAAUACCCAUGUACGUGUGGAUAUAAGCUGAACUUGUUAGUCUCUGAGCUGCAGUCCUUGAGUCUUUUUGUCUGUCCCCUGUCAGACCUAUCAGAGGCCAUCCUGCAGUCAAUGCAGCGCAGCCGCCGCCUCCUCUUCGUUCUCAGCCCAAACUUCCUGGCAGAAAAGAGCUUCAGUCUCCUGGAGUGUCGUCUCGGUCUGUACCUCGAGAAUAGUCUCCGAGCCUCUAUUAUCGCUGUGGUUUACCGCUCAGUCAGCAAACUGGCCUGUGUGGAGGUCCCUCAGCUCCGUCAGGCCACCAUCACCACCGUCACGUGGCGAGGAACCCGAUCUGAACCGCGGCGCUCUCGCUUCUGGCUCAGGCUGAGGCUGGCACUGCCCGUCCGCCCCCUCGCUCUGGGCAGGAGGUUGAUCGACAGCACAUCAUCGCACUCAGACCUGGCUGCCAUGGCCCUGCAAAGGGCUCAACGGAUCCAGAGCCAGAGCGACAGAGCCAAUCAGGGCCGGCGAAACGGGCGUACCAACGUUAGCCGCAGAGACAGGCGGACGCGGCCCAGAGGGUACGUAAAGAGAGGGGUCGUAAAAACGGAGGAGGGGCCACAGCACAGAAGGAGCUGUUCAGGGUGCGCUGGGUUUAUGGGUAAUGUAGAGGGGGCAGGGGUGGAGCUUACAGUAGAGACGCAAACACAGCAGGAGUCAUGCGACAGGACAGAGGUUCGUUCAGACCCGGUCCCAGAAACACACCCCAGCCCAGUUCCUGGCUCCACCCAUGAUGCUCACUGCUCUCCUAACCCCACCCCCAUACACCACCUAGAUUCUGACUCCGCCCUCACUACCAGUCAGGGAGACAAAAUGGGGAAACACAGCCAACAGCAGUCGGUGAGCGGUUCCAGGACGUCUGAGGAAGUUCUUCCAUCGUAGGGGGGAAAGGGGCGGAGCUUGUGGUGAAAAUGUUACCACCUCCACCCUUUGAUAAAGACCUUUAUUUCUAACUUAAAGUGGAUGCUGCAUUCAAAUCAUGUCAGGAAAAUGCAAGUGUUUGGAAGGUCAGAAGAAACAUUAUGAUGAGUUUGUCCUGAGGGAGGCGAUAGAGAGCAAAGUCCAGGGGUAAUUCAGAUCUUUAGAGUUCAUCCUCUGGAGAGUAGGAGGUCCGUAUAUUUCAGGAUGAUCUAAACGGCAGAUCUUGAAGGUUUCGGAACUUCUGCAAUGGUACAAGAACUACGCCUACAUGAACAAAAGUACUGGGUCACAUCUCCUAAUUAGUCAGUUUGAAUUGAAGUAGGUGCUGUAACAGGAAACCAUUGUUGCAUCAAGGAGCUUCCCUCCUAAAUGUUUCACCACGCUUUCAGUGGUAUUAUUUCAAAGUGGAAGCUUUUAGGCACUCAGCCAUGCAGUGACAGACUGUGUAAAGUACGUGAGCGGGGUCUCGAGUGUUCAGGCGCACAGUUCGCAAAAGUCGCCGACGCUCUGUUGAGUCAAAGGCUGCAGCGCUCCAAAGCUCCUCUUGCAUGGCCGAGCAGCUCUUACAGCUGUCUUGUGUGGGUGGUCUCGUACUUUUGUCCAUAUUGAGGAAGUUAAUAUACCUUUUAAUCAACCAGAGUAUUGUUUCCCUAAUUUGGUCUCUAGUAAAACUGCAUCAAGGCCACAGAGAAACGCUGCCUUAAGGACAAACUCAGGGACAAAGUUUUCGGUGUCUUUCCUUAAUUCACAAGAUUUACAGCUCACAGUGAAAAUAUGAAACCAACACAUCAAAACACUUUGAAUCUUUAUGGCUUUUAUAAGAGCAUCAACCUCUAAUAAAAUUAAGCUAAUGCUAAAGUGCCAAAAUCUGCAGUUCCUCUAAU